ACAACUGGGCAUCCACCCUUGCUCACACACUCUCCUGGCACCAUUCGAUGCCAUCAGGCUGCACGUAUAUGAUAUGAGAAGAAUGUUCAGAUGUUCCCACGAGAGCAACAUGAGGGUGUGCAGUUGGGGAUCAGAGGAACUACAGCUUCAGGAGGAACUAGCUGAGGACUCUUUCCUGUAAAGCUGAGCUCCUACAGAUCAUACAGUGUCCCGACCCCGACCGGUUACUCCAUAUACUGUUUUGAUUUUUCCGGCAGUCGUGUUUUAAUGACUAAGCAUCCUUGAAAAAUAAGAAGCCAUGUCGACUGAUCAAGCUUUUCACCAAAACGGUGUCUACAACUAUUUCCUGAACAUGGUGGCUUAUCAGAUAUACUGCUGCUGUGGCCCGGCACCGUGUUCCCUGUGCUGCUCCUUGUGUCCGCCCGUCAAAUCAUCAACCAGCACACGGAUCAUGUACACGUUAUUCCACAUCCUGGCCUGCACCGUCUCAUGCCUCAUGCUGUCUAAGACUGUGUCAGAGGCAGUGAGGGAGAAUGUGCCUUUCUUUAACGUGGUGUGUGAUGAGGCUCAUGGUGGAGGAGAUUGUCAGAUGCUGGUGGGCUACUCUGCUGUCUACAGGGUGUGUUUCGGCACAGCUUGUUUCUACUUGAUGAUGGCCAUCUUCCUUAUUGAUGUGAAGUCUAGUCAGGAUUCCCGAGCCCUCAUUCAUAAUGGGUUUUGGUUUCUGAAGUUCAUCACCAUGCUUGGAAUGAUUGCUGCUGCCUUCUUUAUUCCCACAGAAUCCUUUUUGCAUGUCUGGCAUUAUGUUGGAGUAGUGGGAGGCUUUGCUUUUAUCCUCAUUCAACUCAUUCUCAUCACUGCUUUCGCUCACACCUGGAAUAAAAACUGGUUAACCGGUGCAGCUGAGAAUAAGAGGUGGUAUGUGGCAGUCCUGUGUGCUACCCUCUUUUUCUACACCAUCGCCACCAUGGCCUUCACAUUCAUGUACAAAUACUACACUCACCCAGCUGGAUGCCACCUGAACAAAGCCCUGCUGUGGACUAACCUGGCCCUCUGCACCAUCAUGUCUUUCAUUGCAGUCACUCCCUGUGUGCAGCGAAAGCAGCCUCGUUCAGGACUCCUGCAGGCAUCCAUCAUUUGCUGUUAUGUUAUGUACCUGACCUUCUCUGCUCUAUCCAGCCGCCCCCCAGAGAAGGUGGAGUAUCAGGGGGUCAACAUGACGGUGUGCUACCCUAAAGUCAGCAGGGAUGAGAUCCAAAACGAAGGCAAUGCUGUGGCCAUCAUUGGGGCUGCAAUCAUGUACUGCUGUGUUCUGUUUGCAUGCAAUGAGGCUUCAUACUUAGCUGAGGUCUUUGGACCUUUCUGGAUGAUAAAGGUUUACCGCUAUGAGUUCCAGAAAGCCUCCUGUUGCUUCUGCUGCCCAGAGGCUGAAGAUGAGGAAGAGUUUGUCAUUGAUGAGAACAACGGCUGUCAGAAAGUCAUCCACAAUGAAAGCCAGCGCGUUGCCUACAGCUACUUUUUCUUCCAUUUUGUUUUCUUUCUGGCCUCCCUUUACGUAAUGAUGACUCUCACUAAUUGGUUCAGUUAUGAGACUGCUGUGCUGGAGACCACCUUCACCCACGGGAGUUACUCCACAUUCUGGGUCAAGCUGUCCUCCUGCUGGGCGUGUGUGGUUCUGUAUCUGUGGCUGCUCUUGGGCCCCCUGUGCCACUGCCAGUCUGAUCGCAAACAACCUCGCCGAGCCCGCAUCAAGAGACGGGCUGCCACCCACCGCCACGUUAGCGUCAGCGUGUGAAUUACAGAUUGUUUGAACAGUGUCAAAGACAUUGGGGAUGGGUGCAGGUUACUGGAGAUUUCCACCGCAAAGGAAAUGGGUCACGGUGGACCCACUGAAGAGAAGACUUAACAUUGAUCCUCCAGAUAAUCCUGUUAGGAUUAAAAUCAGCACUAUGAAUACAAUUCAGCAUGGGAACAGAAAAUGUUAACAAUAUUUAAGACUGUACAAGCAUACCUUUAGGGGAUGUGUAACAAUUGCCAAAGGGAACAUUAACAUUUUCUGGACAAGCUGGAUGUCUGUACAUUUAGUGGAGGGUUUUUUUCCUAAAAUGUAGAAUAAGUUUUCAUUGGCUUACAGCAUAAAUAUAUGGAAACUACCUGAAAUAGGCUUUUUCCAGUUUAAUUUAAGCUUUUGUUAUAUUUAUGUAUAUUAAGUUGGAUAUAUUAUGUGAGCAAUGCUAUAUUUCAUUGAUCUGUGGCUUGUACGUAUAUAUAUAUAUAUAUAUAUAUAUAUAUAUUCUCUGAGGGUUUGGCCCUCCCACUUUCUCAGCUAUCAGAUGCCACAGGGAGAAAAACUGUUAUCUAAAGUAUAAUGACUGGCUGAUACAGCCUAUUUGGUUCUAAUUGCAUUGUUUAUGUUAGACAUUUUGAUGUCACUGUCAUAAAAGAUAAGUUAUUUUUGUAAAUAUAUUUUUACCAAAACAUA
Molecule: messenger RNA, 2482 nt
Organism: Carassius carassius (crucian carp)
Lineage: Eukaryota; Metazoa; Chordata; Actinopteri; Cypriniformes; Cyprinidae
Product: serine incorporator 4-like
Exons: 12
Coding region: 299-1795 (498 amino acids)
Cellular component (GO): membrane
Source: RefSeq, a predicted model, not a curated record